UAUAUCAAUUAUAGAAACACACGAAGUAUAGCAAAUAGAGUAUUACCACUUUGUUGUUUUUACUACAAAAACAAAAAGUAUGAAAUUACAAUUAAGAUAUGGGAAAGUUACUGAACGAGCGGAGUUAAAUAGCGAAAAUCCAACCUUAAAAAUAUUAAAGGAAGCUGCAGCGGCCUGCUUCAGGCUGCCCCCAGUGUCAUUUUAUCCAAGUCUAAAUGGAAAAGAUGAACUUAAAGGCGAUGACAACACUUUGCUAUCCUCUUUUGACAUUGUUUCUGGCGAUCGGAUCUUCAUUGUUGAAAGAAACCAAAGAAAACGAGAGGAGCCCAUGCAGCAAAAUUUCAAACCAGUGAGCGAAAAACAAUCCAGAACAUCAGAAAUUCCAUCAGUAUCGUCAUCUUCAUCGAAAGAGGAAAAGAUGGCGACUGACAAGAAUCUGUCUGGAACAAUUGAUCCAGCUGCAAAUGCUGAUGGCCAUUUUGAAUGUAUUUCCUUUGAACCAAUGGUAAUAAGGGACUCCACAGAUGACUUACUGCCAUUGAGGUUAAGAACUCUCUUUGAAAGUGAAAUGCCACAGGACGAGCAUGAGGUUUUAGUUUUGAUUUGUCAUGUUCUUCUUCUGGAAACAGGUUUCAAUAUCGAGGUAACUACUGCAAGUGGUGGAGAGAGCAAUAGAGGGAAUGAAGCCACUACAUUAUUAGCCAGUUGGAGGGAUAAGGGAGCGUACAAACUCACAUAUUCACAUGACCACUGUGAAGAAGCCACAAUGACAAUGGCGUGUGUUCCCAUGUCAAGCUUACUGGUUGUACAUGGUAAAUUGACAGGUACGGGGAGUGCGGUUACACCCCUUCAGCUUCGAUCUGCAGACUAUAUUGGUCAGGUUGUUCAAGGUUUUCCAUCCACAUGGAAUCAGUUGGCAUCCUUAUCCCGGAUCUUCAAGGAUAAAUUUGCUCAUUCUGUCUUAGCUGCUAUGAGGCAGAAACUGAACUUACCUGUUCUGUAUGGAUUUCUUGCUCUCAUGCCUGAGAUUCAGCUGAAAAUACUUAGUUUUCUCAACAUGCCAGACCUUAUCUCACUGUCUACUGUCUGCAAACAUCUGUGCAGUCUUGCUAAUGAUAGCACCCUUUGGAAGCGAUUAGUACUGAAGGACUUUAAAGUGAGCAAGACGACUACCACCGGAAAUUGGAAACAUCUCUACAUUCAGAAUUAUCUUUACAAGCUGGAAAUUGAGAGAACUAGACGAAGGACUUUGAAUCAGGAUGACCCUAUUCGAGGGUUUCCUCCCACGUUUGGUUUAGUGCCACAAUAUCCGCAACCAUUCCCAAAUGCUUUCCCAGGAAUCAGAGGUGGUGAUUAUGAUCUCAACCCCUUUUCGCAAGCACCCAGUAGCCUCUUCAACCCACGAGGUAUUGGCUCAUUACCAAACGCGGGGUCCGUUCCCGGAGCAAGGUUUGACCCAGUUAGUCCGUUUAAUGACCCAUCGCAUAGACCAGGACGAGGUGGAGGGCUGAGAGAUACGUCACACAACAGAUUAAACUUUGGUGGAGGGUUCUUUUAAGGUGAAAAUUAAAUGAAUACCUGCGUUGGAUUGCUAUACGUGAUCUAUGAUUGGUCUUAACGCUUAGUUGGCUGUAUUUACAGACGAUUGCUAUUCCUAUAAAUAUCAAAUGAUUUUCCUUCUCAAAAGUACAUAUAGCCACAACAUGUAUGACCCACAAAAAUCAGUAAUAACAUGUGUUUGCUGUAAGAACAGCUAUAGAAACUUUACUGUUUUUAGUUUUGCCAAUGAGCUUUAAAUGUGUGUGUGAUAAGAUUUUAAACAUACAACAAGUAUGCGCAUUGGCAAUCAAGGAGCAUAGUUGCUAUGGUGUGCUUAUUUGUAUUUUUAUAAUCAACGUGGUUAUUAUGACUACCUGUUUAAAACCAAUUUAUAGCAAUCCACCCAAGGGCUUUUAUCAUUAUUGAUACACACUGUCUGAUGGGCUAAAUAAAAUAACAUUUAAUAUUUGAGUUGCUCUAUUUUAUUAAGUUAUUAGUUUCAAGUUGGAAACCAGAGUAUUAUUAAUGACACUGCUCCUGUAUAGUGUUUUUUUGCGCACUGAGACCCUUGUAAGGGGCACUUUUUACAAAUAUUGUGAAAUUAUUUAUUUUUUGUCUUGACUAUCAAAUUCUAUUUUACAAAAACAUGUGACAUGCAUAAAUAUGGUCACGAUGACAUCACAUAAUGACCAUAUAUAGACACAUCAUGACUAAAUAUGGCCACACAGCAGUAUUUUGUCAAAGAAAAUUUGAUAGUUUGGACAGAGCUUUAAAUUGGCUGACCACCCAUUUAAGUAUUUUCUUAGUACUGUAGGUAAUCUUUCAGACUUUAAAAAGUAAAUCACAGAGCACAAAGUAACUUAACAAUUUAUAUAUUCUCUACGCAUAACUUUAUUUAUACCAUCAUAACCAUACUUACUACUUCUAAUACUACUACUUUUAGGAUAAUGUUUUAGGCCUUUAUCUUGCAUAGUAAAAAAAAAUUACAAACUUCUGCAUUAUUUAAACACAUACUACAUAAUAUGUAAGCUGUUGUUGAUCAAUCACUUAAUAAAUAUAAAAAAAAACCAAA
Messenger RNA from Anneissia japonica, 2611 nucleotides. Its product is annotated as F-box only protein 7-like. Bases 80 to 1558 code for a protein of 492 amino acids. NCBI's taxonomy places the organism in Eukaryota, Metazoa, Echinodermata, Crinoidea, Comatulida, Comatulidae. The transcript is spliced from 9 exons. The record is from RefSeq and is a predicted model, not a curated record. Gene Ontology annotation, biological process: positive regulation of autophagy of mitochondrion; autophagy of mitochondrion. Gene Ontology annotation, molecular function: protein kinase binding.